Anopheles cruzii is the source of this 1254-nucleotide messenger RNA. RefSeq names its product mediator of RNA polymerase II transcription subunit 13. Lineage: Eukaryota; Metazoa; Arthropoda; Insecta; Diptera; Culicidae. The record is from RefSeq and is a predicted model, not a curated record. The coding region runs from base 1 to 1254 and encodes 417 amino acids. The transcript has 2 exons.
AUGCACCACCCCACACGCCACCUGGUGGCCAUUCUGUGGCUGGCGUCGGCCAUCGCGGCCGUCCCGAUACGCCAGGGUCAGCUCCUGGCGGCGGUGCAGCGCCAGUACGAUGGGAGUCGCCCCGAAGCCAACGAUGCCACCGGAUUCCUGCAGGAGCUGAGCGAAGAACGGUCGGCUGAUGUGGUAGCGGCCGCUACCGGACAACCACCGGCGGUGGCGGCUUCGGGGGCACCAGCGGAUGCGCGUCCUCCGGCGGCGCCGUCUGCCGGUGAGACAUCGGGCGCCCGGAAACACAAGAUGCUCGGCUACUUUGGGCUGUACGCACCGAGCGCGGUGCCGGCGAUGGCGUUCGGUCAGCUGCCCUACGGCUACCCGCUCUACACAUCGAUGCUGGACUACUACGACGACUACUCCAUGGGCGCCGGAUCCUAUCCGAGUCUUAACAUGCUCGCCAACAUGCAGAGUUAUCCGCCCAACAUGUACGCCAACAUGCCGAACGGCUUCGGCUCGUACCCCUCGAUGGCCAGCCAAGGGCCGCAGCUUUCGCCCAGCCUGCAGCAACACCUUGCCAACCUUCUACAACAACAGCAGCAGCAGCAGCAGCAACAGCAACAACUGCAGCAGCAACAGGCGACGAACCCGCAGUUGGCGGCCCAGUUUGCGAACCUGGACGCAAACGCGGCCUCUCUCGGGAGCUUCCAGAGCCUGGCGGCCAGUUUCGCCGCCGGCAACGACAACUUCCAGCUGGACGACGAGGACAUCCUGUCGCGCCACAGCCAGGCGACGAGACGGCGCCCGCCGGGGCAGGUGAAGAACUCGCCCAUCUACUACAUCCGGCUGCCGCCGACGCCGUACAUGUUCGUGCCGGGCGUGGGCUACAUCUCGCAGCCCCCGACCAUCCAGCCGAUGGCCGCCCCGAUCCCUCAGUACCCGCAGCUCGGCCCACCCGUCACCAUGAGCCCGUUCUACCAGCUGCCGAUCAACUUCGUCUCGAACGGUAAACCGUCCGGCAUCUACCAGUGGAACGGUGGCCCGGCGCAGGGCGCGGCACCCACCCCACCGCCGCAGCCUGCAUUCGCCCUGCCGUACCCCAGACCGCAGCGGCCCGCUUACAUGCCGUCGCCCUUCAUCCAGGACUCGAAGGUGACGCACCUGAAGGGCCCGUUCCUGUUCAACGGCCGGCCGGAAGAGAUCUUCCUGCUGCAGAACGCCUUCAACCCGCUGUUCCAGAGCCCCCUGGCUGGCUACUACUAG